This is a messenger RNA of Xiphias gladius (swordfish), 771 nucleotides long. RefSeq names its product homeobox and leucine zipper encoding b (gene homezb). Gene Ontology annotation, cellular component: nucleus. Lineage: Eukaryota; Metazoa; Chordata; Actinopteri; Istiophoriformes; Xiphiidae. Gene Ontology annotation, biological process: regulation of transcription by RNA polymerase II. Gene Ontology annotation, molecular function: DNA-binding transcription factor activity, RNA polymerase II-specific; DNA binding. The record is from RefSeq and is a predicted model, not a curated record.
AUGGCAAGUGUUACCGGGGCUAUAUGGGUGGACUCAAACCAGAUCGACCUACAGCUGGAUGGUGCAGCAGAGCUGUACAAAGCCUUCGACAGGUUCCCGUACCUGACACAGAAACAGACGGCUGCACUGGCACAGCGCUGCUCCCUGCUCCCAGAUGAGGUAAAGGUGUGGUUCAUGUUACACAGGCUCUGCUGUGGCAUCAGCUGGGACUAUAAAGACAUCCAAGAGGUUCAGAAGAAGUUCGAGUCAUGUCAGGGAAAGGUUCAGGGAAAGGAAGAGCUGCAAAAACAGGAUGAGGAAGUGGUAAAAGAGGAUAGAAGAGAGACGAAGAAAUGGAAGAAAGAGGUAAAAGAAUCUGGUGGGAAGAAGGCAGGAAAGGUAAGGAAGGAACAGAGUGCAAAUGAGGGAAGGAUGUUGGGAGAAAAUGUGAAGGCUAAUGAGCGAUUAGCGAUGAUGAGGUUGGCUUUCUCUCACUGUCAGUAUCCAAGCAGGAUCGACUACGACCGCCUGGCGAUGUUGAUUGGCCUCCCUCGCGACGUGUUGGUUAAGUGGUUCGGUGACAUGCGCUAUUACAUCAAGAAAAUCAGGCCGUGCUGGAUGAAUCAGGAGCAACACAGCCAGGCGCUGGCCAACAUCAAGUACUCGCAAUGCCUGAACGCGCUGGCAAAGGCGCAGCCGAGUGAGGGCAUCAGAAAGCCAACCUGGAAGAUGAAGACUGAGAGCAGUGAAAGCUCAGGCAAGGAUGAAAGUGUGAAUGUGCCUCCAGAGUAG